Messenger RNA from Drosophila kikkawai, 2763 nucleotides. RefSeq lists its product as uncharacterized. The record is from RefSeq and is a predicted model, not a curated record. Lineage: Eukaryota; Metazoa; Arthropoda; Insecta; Diptera; Drosophilidae. Gene Ontology annotation, cellular component: nucleus.
CUCUCUCCUAACUAUCUCUCUCCUCUCUAAGUUCGCCGGCAAAGUUCAGAUUGUUUCGUUCGCCGGGAAAAACAGUGAAAAGUAAGGAAAAUUGUAUGUUUUCCACGAAAAACGUUCGCGAAACGCGAUGCGGGGUGUUCGGAAGUGCGUUCAGUGCGGUGUUUUAAACGGGAAUCGGGCUCAGCUGUGUCGGAACGUCGCGUGUCCGCAGCGCAAGAAUGUUCUUGACGCCGUGCAAUUGGUGUCUUUGCGAUCAGGAUCUACGGUUUACUCCCUGCGAUCCAAGGAGAAGGAGCAGCAGCCGAGAAACUUUGUGGUGAUUCAAGAGGUCACCGUGUCCCUGCAGCCAGAUGCGGCGGUGGUGUCCAGCAAAGCGGUGUGCUUUGUAGAGUCCUGCCACAAAGGUGGCGUCAAGGCCACCGCGGACUGCGUGCACGUCAAAACGUGCCGCGAAAUGGGCCCUGAGUUUCCAAAGGCCCAGGCCUACAGCGUGUCGCGCGAGGUGCUGUGGAACCUGAACAUCAGCCAGGAGCAGAAGCAGCAGCUCUGGCAGCAGUACAAGUACGCCGAGGAGCAGGAGCACCUGCCGGCUGUCCAGCGGCUGAAUGCCACCACAUUUGUGGUGAAGUGCGAACGCUCCGAGUCCUGCCCAGCAGCUCGACUACAUGUCACCGUCCUGGCCAAUGGCUCCAAGAGGAAGGGGGCGGCCAGUUAUGCCUGCGCCUGCCGGAAACUAAAGAUUAUCGUGGAGCCGGACAACUCGCUGGUGAUGCAGGACGAGAUCUGUGACCACCUGCUGCUCGUCCUGGCCGGCAUCCUGAGCUCGCCGCAGGGCAAACGGGUGUACGGGCACUUUACCAGCGGCCUGCAGUCCUUCUGGAUGCCAUCCCAGCUGGAGACACCUCUUGGAGAUGGCGCUGCCGAGGAUCUGCGCUUGAGUCUGCACAUGGAGGACGAUGACUUUGAUCCUCAGGUGGACAUUCUGGUCUUUGGCGAUCAGCUGGAUCUUCCCCUGCCAGAUCUUUCCGAUGGCGCUUUCAAUCUGGACAACAUGCAGGCGGCGACCACGAAAAGCCACAGCGAUUCAAACCAAGCCAGCAGUGCCCUCAUCCACUACGCCAACGACUCGCAGCUGCUGUCCAACUGCGAUGUCUAUGCAGAGCCCAUCGAGCUCACGGACUGCAAUAUCGAGCUGAUGGACCAGUUCCAGCCAACGGAUCAGAUUGACUUAAGCAGCGAGGACAUUGAGCUGCCGCUGAUCAGUGAGCCCUACAACAUCUUGGCCGCUCCUCCCAUCUUUUCGGAGGCCUCGCCUGCUGAUCAGCUGCCCAUUGAGUUGGCAACUAUUUCCAUGGUUAAGAAGGCGGCUCCCGUUAAGACCUCGGCGAUAGUGAGAGAAGUAAAGUCCAGAAAACAACCUCCCUUGCCGGCCAAAAGAGCCUUAAUUGUGAAUAAGCCAGCUGCUGCAAAUCAGGUAUUGGAUACUCCCUGCCAGGAGGCUUGCGUUCAGCCGGCACUGGCGUACUCCGCGUGGCUGGAACAUGUAGUAGAGCUGCUAAACGAGGCACUUGAGCCCCGGGAAACACCUCAGGCGGGGAUCUCAAAACGCUUGGUCCAGCAAAACUUUCAUGUGCACAGGGACACCUUUUCGCACUUUUGCAAAGGCUUCAGUGCGGGAAUCAAGCGUCGUCCCUUGGACAAGGUGACUGUGAUAGAAUCGGGCCGUUAUAAGGGUCUGACCAAAUACACCUGGCACUUUACGACCUCGCACACGGUCAAGCGCAUCUUUAGCACUGCUAAUAUUGAACUGCAGUUGCAGCGUGCCUUUGAGCGUCAUCCGGAUGGCCAAUAUUUUGUGCCCUAUGUGCGACCACCAACAUCCAUUGAGGAUUCAUCCAAAAAGCGCCUAACUUACGCCAGAAUAAAACUGUACAUGGCCAAAAUUAUAUUCCAAAUGGCGCCAAAGGAACAGGCCGGCAAUGGAGUGCUGCUCACCUGGACGCCGGAUGUUCUGCCCCGCAGCCAUUUCGGGCUGAUGCAGGUGGAGUUCAGUGUGGAGACACAAGCGCCCAGCUAAGAGAUGAAGCAUCGGUUGUCAGUAUGAGAAUUUACAAGCCUGCUAGAGCGUAUAUAUAAGUGUUACCUUAGUCUAAGUCGGGGUUUUUAGUGCCUAAGAAACAUAAAUCUCACAAAAAAUUGGUCAGUAGUUGGUUGGUUAAUAUGUAGAGCCGCCUAUUAGGGUUACAGCUGACAAAUGAUUGGAUUGAAAUGCUCGCUCGCUUUGAUAAGAUCAGGAUCUCGAAGGGACAGAAACCCAUCAACUGUGCAUCCAGUAGUCUCUGACUACAUUCGAUUGGGAUAAAUCUAAGAGGAAACUGAAGGACCUUUGUUGACAUUGCGUUAAUUUACAUAAUCAGUAUACCAUGCUUAUUCAAGUUAAAGUGUACAAAAAACCAGUCUUUAAAACAUUUUUCUUUAUCGUUUCUUUCAUACUUUGCUUCAUUAUUUUUUAUUUCUACAUAUAAAAUGUAAAAAUAUUUACUAAUUUACUUGCGCUCUACGCUGGUCCUGUGUGUGUGUCUUUAAUGUGGUGCCCAAAAGUAGGCUAACAAUAAAUUAUUCCGAAUUUUGGGUCUAACAUCAUAGCAUACUUUUAGGCACCCUUUCUAAAGAAAUUUCAAAAUCUUAUCUUUACCACACACAGACACUUAGCCAUGGCAAUUCAGAGUGCAAAGCUUUUAUGUUUUAUAUUUAUCCCACAUA